GGACCAGGAGCAUAGGAGACCUUCCUAAAAACAGAGACAUCGUAUUAUCAAACAGCAGCUUGCUGAUCAAAGACAUUAAGAAAGAGGAUGGUGGAAUCUACCUCUGCAAAGCUGAGAAUAUACUUGGAAAAGUGCCUAAGCAUGCGCAGAUAAUGGUUUUAUCUUCGCUUGUAUUUACCGUAAGACCUCGAGCAUAUUUAAUACUGUUUGUAGGAAUGAAAGCUGUGAUGGAUGUCAAGCUGCUAAUGAACUAGAGUUAGUUUGGAUGAAAGACAACAAACCGCUAGGUGGUUCUGUCAUCGUCAAUUCCAAUGGAACUCUGCCCAUUAAUAGAGCUAGUACUCAAGAUAGUGGGUAAUUAUGCAUGCAUCGUUAGAAACUUCCAUCGAUCCACUAGAACAACAACUCAAUUACUAGUCAGGUAUAAUGCCAAGUCUUGUAGUGAACUUAAGAAGUUACCAAAUUUACCAUCAGGAAAUUAUGUCAUAGAUCCCGAUGGCCAAUCAGGACAGUCUCCAUUCACUGUGUAUUGUGACAUGACRGARAAGGGAGGWGUGGGAGUAACUGUUGUCAGUCAUGYUAGCGAGGSUAGGACUCUUGUAGAUGYUUAUGAAUCGGCAGGUUCUUAUAGUAAAGAUGUUCGUUACAAUGGUGCARCGAUGGCUCAGUUGGCAAAGCUGACUCAAAUAUCAACAAACUGUGAACAGUUCACUAAAUUUGAGUGUAAAGAUGAUGUCUURUUUKUUGAUCAUGGCAUAGGUUGGUGGGUAUCACGUGACGGUGUUCGUCAGAACUACUGGGGCGGAGCAACARCAGGGAGUAAGAAGUGCGCAUGCGGUAUGACCAACUCGUGUUCACACAGCAAUGGUGGUUGUAAUUGUGGUAGUAGCGGUAGUGGCUGYCGUAGCGACAGCGGUGUGUUAACUGACAAAACAACUCUUCCUGUAUCACAAUUACGAUUUGGUGACACUGGUGACAGUAACGAACAAGCCUAUCACACACUUGGUAAACUGAGAUGCUACGGAUAACAAAAACUAAACUUUCACUAUUUUUACCGGUGUAAGCGUGUAUUGAUAACAUUAGUCUAAUAUUACGCUCUAUCAAAGAGGCAUUUAUUAUUGACUA
Molecule: messenger RNA, 1125 nt
Organism: Exaiptasia diaphana
Lineage: Eukaryota; Metazoa; Cnidaria; Anthozoa; Actiniaria; Aiptasiidae
Product: contactin-associated protein 1
Exons: 1
Coding region: 312-1028 (238 amino acids)
Molecular function (GO): extracellular matrix structural constituent
Source: RefSeq, a predicted model, not a curated record